AUGGGCCACGGAGAAGAACCACUGACUGCCACGUAUAAAACUCAAAGACCGCCAUGGAUCGGGCUCUGGAGCGACCGUGAAUAGUGAGUUGACUUGAAAAUAAACUUAAUAGAGUCAUCUCGAUCAGAAAUAAAGAACAAGUUUCUGAAUUUCAGCAAAGGACGCCCCGACUGGUGGAAGGAGCCCGGACUUGAAGAUUCACUGACACGUUCCGGAAAGCUCCGUCUCUAUCGGGCUCGUUUCCGCGAGGAAGAUCCGGAUUGGUAUGACCCAAAGGUAUCUCUGAAUUAAUUGUAUGCUAAAAACGUGACAACGUGUUCAUUCAGGUGAAAGAUGGGGAAUCUCUCACCGGAGCAUUCGGACUCGAUUCGAAGAAGACGAAGAAUCUCUCGAAGAAAGGAGAUCAGCCAGGAGAGCUUUCUGAUUUCCAGAAUAAGGUCUAUACAGGAUCCCACCAGUUCAAGGCUAUUGCCGAGAAGUUCGAGCUCAGCAAAGAACACCCCGGAUUUGCUGUGAGCCCAACGAUGAGCGAUUUGUACCAGAGUGAGUAGUAAUUCCGAAAACAAAAACAGAAAAAUGUUUCACUUCAGCUCCGAAGGCCAACCUGGGAAGAAAUGCCAUUCUGCCGAACUCUUGGUACCAUUUCGGUCCUCGUUUCUUCGAUACUCCUCUCAAUGAGGGCGCUUUCUGGAAGGGACUGGCUGCUGCCAAGUACGCUGCAAUUCUAGGUAUAGGUUUAUUUACUUUUAUUCUCAUACAUCUUGUAUUUUAGUGGCGCCAUACACUAUCCUCGAGAUCCGUGCUCUGAACACUGUCUCGGUUGCCAAUCUCUCUCCAAGAACUUUCCUGAAGGUAUGAACUGUCCGCCUUUGUUUUUAGUUAUUCCUUUUCUUCAGAGAUAUGCCCAAUUGGCUCCGUUCCCAUUAGCCGUCGCUUUCGCCUGGGGAUUCUCUCUCUCGGCGGCUGCUACUGUUCGCAACAAGGAUGACGUCUACAAUCACUACUUCGCUAGUGCUGCCGUCGGAUCCACUGUUGCUACGAUGAGUGAGCUGUUCAGUUCAACUUUUUAUAAAAGCGAACCAUAUUUUUGUAGAAAGUAACGUUGCUCUCGGAACCUCGGCCGCCAUAUUCACCGCCAUUCUAGGAGCCUUCUGGCAGUACCAACGGCAUUCCGAGACCGGACUCCAAGGAAUGGUCACUCACUCACGCUCCGCGGGUAUCUGGGGAGGCCCGCUUAUCUGGCAGAAACUGCAGUACGGAGAUGCCGACGUUCCGAAAACUCGAUUCUAA
Caenorhabditis sp. 36 PRJEB53466 is the source of this 1290-nucleotide messenger RNA. The record is from the annotation of a GenBank genome assembly. NCBI's taxonomy places the organism in Eukaryota, Metazoa, Nematoda, Chromadorea, Rhabditida, Rhabditidae.